Formica exsecta is the source of this 1535-nucleotide messenger RNA. Its product is annotated as cAMP-dependent protein kinase catalytic subunit beta-like. Bases 464 to 1519 code for a protein of 351 amino acids. Gene Ontology annotation, cellular component: nucleus; cAMP-dependent protein kinase complex. The transcript is spliced from 2 exons. The record is from RefSeq and is a predicted model, not a curated record. Lineage: Eukaryota; Metazoa; Arthropoda; Insecta; Hymenoptera; Formicidae. Gene Ontology annotation, molecular function: ATP binding; cAMP-dependent protein kinase activity. Gene Ontology annotation, biological process: peptidyl-serine phosphorylation.
AUGCUGGUGCCGGUGGAGUGCCGAUUUCCGCUAUUGGUAAAAUGAUUUUUUCAUUUGAUUUACAGAAUGUUUCAUGCCAUAACAAAAAUAUCAAUAAAUAUUUAAUGCAUAUUUUAUUUAACCGAAUUUAAUUUUAUUUAUGUCUAUAAAUAUAAGGAAAUAAGGGGAGAAUAUAAGGGAAGAGGCAAAAAUAAUUUUGUUUGUAAAAAAAAUGACAUCUUUUACAAUUUUAUAUUAGCAUCAUUUUUAGUCAAAAUAAUACCAAUGCAAUAUAUAAUAUGAUGCACAUAUGCAUCAUUAUAUAUAUAUGUACAUACAUAUAUACAUAUAAAUAAACAACAUACGAUCCACAUCCCGUCGCACACAGCAAUUUUUUAAAACAAUUAAAAUAUCAUGUCAUCUCAUGAUAUAUUAACCUUUUAAAUUUAAAGCAUUCAAGUUUAAGGAAUUAAACGCAUUUUAAAUGGCACGAAUAUCCGACGUUGAAAGACAUCAAAUGUUCAAGGAAUACAAUGAUAUCUUAGACAAUCUGAGAACGGCAUUUCUGGAGAAGUGGAGGACAAAGGUAGACGAUAACGCGAAAUUGGAGGACUUUGAACGUUUCAGAACCGUCGGCACUGGUGCCUUUGGCCGCGUUCUUCUCGUCAAAUAUAAACCAACGUCCUCGUAUUACGCCAUGAAGAUUCUCGAUAAAACGAAACUCGUGAAGAUGAAGCAAGUAGAUCACACGCAUAACGAGAAGCGAAUCCUGCAAUGUAUCAACUUUCCCUUCUUGGUUUUUAUGGAGUUCUGUUUCAAGGACAACUCUUACGUGUAUAUGGUGUUGCCGUUCGCGCAGGGCGGAGAAAUGUUCACUCAUCUCAGGCGUAUGGGGAAGUUCGAUGAGUCAUUGGCGAAAUUCUAUGCCGCUCAAGUGGCCUUGGCCUUGGAGUAUCUGCAUCACUGUAGCCUAAUUUAUCGAGAUCUGAAGCCGGAGAAUAUCCUGAUAGAAACUACCGGUUACAUCAGGGUAACCGAUUUUGGUUUCUGCAAGAUGGUAGACGGCCGCACAUGGACCUUGUGCGGCACGCCGGAAUAUUUGGCGCCGGAAGUAAUUCUGUCAAAGGGUUACGGUAAGGCCGUCGAUUGGUGGAGCUUUGGCGUGCUAGUCUACGAGAUGAACGCGGGAUAUCCGCCAUUCUAUGCGCAUGAACCCAUGAAGAUCUACGAGAAAAUUGUAGCGGGCAAGUACAAGUUUGCGCAUCACUUUGGCGAGGAGCUAAGAGACAUAUUGAAGCACAUUCUGCAAGUGGAUUUGACAAGAAGAUACGGCAAUUUAAAAGAUGGUAGUAUGGACAUCAAGAAACACCGCUGGUUCCAAUCUAUCGAUUGGAUCGAGAUCUAUCAUCAGAAAGUGCAACCGAGCUUUAUUCCUCAUUGCACCCAGAACGGUGAUACAAGCAAUUUUGAUCAUUAUGAUGAAGAACCGCUUGAGAUCGCCACUUAUGAUCACUAUGGGAAGGAAUUUGCAAAUUUCUAGAGAUGAAAAACGCUGG